CCAUUCAGUUUUACGCAGCGGACGACACACUUGGCUACGUCCCCUCCAGAAGGCUUUAAUGCUACGUUCCAGCAGAGGUACUGGCUCGACUUGGCUAGAUAUUCCAAAGGUCAACCCGUCCUUCUCGUUGAUGCUGCGGAUAAGCCAGGAGAGGAGACUGUUCGCUUGAUUGAACAAGGCAUUGUCAGUCACAUCGCUGAUGAAGUAGAAGCUGCCAUCGUGGUCCUCGAGCAGCGCUACUACGGCCGCUCUUUCGUCACCAACAAUUUGUCCACCGCCAGUCUACAAUUUUUGAACACGGAUGAAGCUAUUGCCGAUAUGGCAUAUUUUUCCGAACAUUUCCCGUACAAACAACACUGGGAAUUGGAUACCUCUGUCCUACCCGCUAACGCGCCAUGGAUAUCCUACGGCCACUGGAUCGCCGGUACGAAGGCUGCCUUGCUACGGAAAAUGUAUCCGAAUCAGCUUUGGGGUGCCAUUGCGUCCUCCGCACCUUUGCUGGCUAUCCAGAACGUGUGGCAGUACCUUGAAGCUAUUCGGCUUCAAGCAGACCCUCUCUGCAUGCAGGUAGUCACCACAGUUGUGGCUGACGUGGACGAUGAGAUUGAUCGAGCCGGCCUAAAUGAUGACGGGGAGAUAAUCAUCACCGAGCCGCUAGCACGCUAUCGCGAGAUGUUCAAUCUGAGUACCGAGAAGACAGUACGCGAUUUCAUGAAUCAGGUCGCGACUCCCCUAGGCCUAUGGCAGAGGCGGUCGUGGGAUGAGCGACAGGAGGACAACCGGGCGUGGGAGUAUUUUUGCGCAAAUCUGACGCGAGGAAUCACCUUAGAAGAGGAGAUCGACGACCAAAUAAGCGCAGUUGAACAGCAAAACAAGGCCGUUUUCCACAGCCGAGCCAUGGACAACUAUGCCUACUACAUUCGUCACUACUUGGCUGUCGGUCAUCAGCGGCCGGACAUGUCGCAACUCUCCCAGCCCCAAGACGACGAGGUAUUUCCACUUGGAGAGAUCCGUCGCAAUAGGACCGAGUCUCAGAAGACGGAACUGGGCCAGGUCUGGCGCUUAUGGUAUUGGCAAGCCUGCACUGAGUGGGGUUAUUUCUCUGCAGCUGAGCCAUAUCCAUUACCGGCUACUCUUUCACGUUCUCUCAGCGAAUUCUAUUUGACAGAGGUCUGUCGUUUUGCUUUUGACUUUCCUGACGACUACCUCGUUACUGUUGAUCGUAUCAAUAAACAUGGCGGCGUAACUCUCCACGCUCCUCGUUUACUAUUCGUCAAUGGUGAAGAUGACCCGUGGCUGUAUGUCACUGCGCACUCUCCCUUGGCGGGCGAUAUGCGCACGAAACUCGGCGAUGGGUAUCUUUUGCGACAAGGAGGCUUUGCGAACGAUCGAACAGCUCUUUCUAGGCUUGCUGAUGAGCCUGUUGAGAUCCGAUUAGUUCAUGAAGAGGAGAUCAAGGCAGUCAAAGAAUGGGUUGCCGAAUGGAAAUUGCAG
Didymella exigua CBS 183.55 is the source of this 1494-nucleotide messenger RNA. RefSeq lists its product as uncharacterized. NCBI's taxonomy places the organism in Eukaryota, Fungi, Ascomycota, Dothideomycetes, Pleosporales, Didymellaceae. The record is from RefSeq and is a predicted model, not a curated record. Gene Ontology annotation, biological process: proteolysis. The transcript is spliced from 3 exons. Gene Ontology annotation, molecular function: serine-type exopeptidase activity; dipeptidyl-peptidase activity. The annotation marks the transcript as partial.